Molecule: messenger RNA, 846 nt
Organism: Nicotiana tabacum (common tobacco)
Lineage: Eukaryota; Viridiplantae; Streptophyta; Magnoliopsida; Solanales; Solanaceae
Source: RefSeq, a predicted model, not a curated record
CAUAUUAUAUAUUAAUAUACAAAAAAUAUAUACAUUUUGCCUGCUAUUAUUUUUGGGAAUGGCUACACUGUUUAGUAUUCCCAAAAUUUUUAGUCACAUCUAGGCCCAAAUAAGGUAAAGUAUCAAUGAAGCCCGAACUCCAUCUUUUCAUGGGUCACAAUCAUAUUGGGCUUUCAGCCAAAUGGCCCUUUACUGAGUUCUUCAUUUGGGUAAAGAAAUGACAUUGUUGAUUCGGUAAGGAAAUUCGUAGAAGCUCAAGAACAAUAACCCCUCCUAAAACCCUAUCGCGAAGAAGAUCGAGAUGCAACGAUCUCUCGCCAGAAGUGUUUCUCUCUGUUCGCGCAGUUUGUUAACAUCGAAUGCUUACCCUACUACCUCUUCAUUUUGGCCCAUCUAUAGACGUUUCACAUCCAAAAACCCUAAUCAACCGCCUGCUGAAUCAAAUUCGGGUCAUACCGAUGACAAUAACCUUCAAGACGAAGAUGAUAUCAGCAAUAAAGCUUUAAAAAAGCAGAUAGAUAGAUUCUUUGAAGGAGACGAAGAAGCAUUCCCAUCAAUAUUUGAAGCCAUAUUGAAAAGGAAGUUGGCUGGAAAAAGUGAGGAAUCAGAUGAGGAAUUAAUGAAUGAACUUCAAGCCCAGCCUAGACAGCAUGAUUCUGCUGAUAAGGAGUCCGACUCCGAUUGAGUUGAAGCUCGAGUUUUUGUAAUUGCAUAGCCUCUAGAUGGUGUAAUACCUUUGAACUACAUUUUCAAGUACUAAUAGUAUUAAUUAGUUAAUUUAAGUUUCAAUUGAAAUGCAUAAAAUAUGAGUUUUAGGCAUAAAGGAUUAAAUUGGCAGUUUUAUCU